Messenger RNA from Pecten maximus, 2271 nucleotides. Its product is annotated as T-complex protein 1 subunit epsilon-like. The transcript has 11 exons. NCBI's taxonomy places the organism in Eukaryota, Metazoa, Mollusca, Bivalvia, Pectinida, Pectinidae. The coding region runs from base 112 to 1746 and encodes 544 amino acids. The record is from RefSeq and is a predicted model, not a curated record. Gene Ontology annotation, biological process: protein folding. Gene Ontology annotation, cellular component: chaperonin-containing T-complex. Gene Ontology annotation, molecular function: ATP hydrolysis activity; ATP-dependent protein folding chaperone; ATP binding.
UUCAGACGACAUAUUUAUUUCCCCAUUCCCUGAAGGUAGCCGGGUUGCGUUGAAAAUCUACUGUAAUCGGCGUUAUUUCGGGAUAGAUAUCCCUCAAAAUACAACAACGGAAUGGCCGGAUCCUUAGCGUUCGACGAGUAUGGCAGGCCAUUUAUUAUUAUCCGCGAUCAAGAAAGAAAAUCGAGAUUAACGGGCAUUGAAGCCCACAAGUCUCAUAUUCUUGCUGCGAAGACUGUUGCUGGUGUGCUGAAAUCUUCCCUCGGGCCAAAGGGACUAGAUAAAAUGAUGGUUGGCCCUGAUGGGGAUGUAACUAUUACAAAUGAUGGGGCCACAAUCUUAAAACAAAUGGAUGUGGACCACCAGAUAGCCAAGCUCAUGGUUCAGCUGUCACAGUCUCAGGAUGAUGAGAUUGGAGAUGGUACCACAGGAGUUGUAGUGCUUGCGGGAGCAUUACUAGAACACGCUGAAAAACUGCUAGACAGAGGUAUUCACCCCAUCCGGAUUGCAGAUGGUUAUGAAAUGGCUGCCAAAGUUGCCUUCGAGCAUCUUAGCACUAUCAGUGAAACAUUCAAGACAGACCCUAAAAAUAAAGAGCCACUUAUUCAAUUGGCAAUGACAACUCUGGGGUCAAAAAUAGUCAACAGAUGUCACAGACAGAUGGCAGAGAUUGCUGUGGAUGCAAUCUUGGCUGUGGCUGACUUUGAUAAGAAGGAUGUCAACUUUGAGCUAAUCAAGGUAGAAGGGAAAGUAGGUGGCAAGAUGGAGGACACCAUGUUAGUGAAGGGCGUCAUCGUGGACAAAGACUUCAGCCAUCCACAAAUGCCCAAGGAAGUAAAAGAUGCCAAAAUAGCAAUUCUCACCUGUCCGUUUGAGCCUCCAAAGCCAAAGACAAAGCAUGGUUUGGAAAUAAAGUCUGUUGAGGACUACCACAAACUCCGGGAGUAUGAAGUCAAGAAGUUUGACACCAUGGUUCAACAGGUAAAGGAUGCAGGUGCUAACCUUGUAAUCUGCCAGUGGGGAUUUGAUGACGAAGCCAACCACCUUCUGCUACAGAGAAAACUUCCAGCUGUGCGCUGGGUUGGAGGUCCAGAAAUUGAGCUGAUUGCCAUAGCAACAGGUGGCAGAAUAGUGCCAAGGUUUGAGGAACUGACAAAAGAAAAGCUUGGCAAGGCUGGAAUCGUACGCGAGUUGGACUUUGGUACAACCAAGGACAAGAUGUUGGUCAUAGAAAAAUGUGCUAACUCCAAAGCCGUCACAAUCUUCAUCCGAGGCGGUAACAAAAUGAUUAUCGAGGAGGGAAAGCGGAGUAUCCAUGAUGCCCUGUGUGUCAUCCGUAACCUGGUCAGUGAUGACAGAAUCGUGUACGGGGGAGGAGCACCGGAAAUCUCGUGUUCACUCGCAGUGGCGGAAGCUGCCAACAAGGUAUCUACUCUUGAACAGUAUGCCAUGAGGUCAUUUGCAGAGGCAUUAGAAAGUAUCCCAUUAGCGCUAGCCGAAAACAGUGGUUCAUCACCGAUCCACACAUUAGCAGACAUCAAAUCUCGUCAGCUCAAAGAGAAAAAUCCACGACUAGGAAUUGAUUGUUUAUUCAAAGACACAAAUGAUAUGAAAGAUCAGCAUGUCAUAGAAACUUUAUCAUCCAAGAGGGCCCAAAUUAUGUUGGCCGUACAACUAACAAAAAUGAUCUUGAAGAUUGAUGAUGUACGCGGAGGAGAAAGGAUGCAAGGCUACCCUGGCAUGAUGUGAGGAUAUUGAAUUUAGGAAAAUAUUUAUGAAGAAUUUCCCGGAGUGAAAGAGGAGGCGCAAAGGUGGCAACUGUCUCUUAGGUAGACUCGUAUGGAGAAUGAAAGGAUACCAUUUCUCACCCCAUGAUCUGUGAUGGCUGUUGCAGGACAAGCACUGCAAUAUUGUGUCCUGUUCAUCGUCAUUUAGAGAAAAAAUUUCAGGAUACAUUAAUGUCUUAGAAUUAAAAAAAAAAAACAAGCUGGCAAGUUCUUUAAUUUCCGUUCUGGGUCAGUGACAAUGUUUUUGAACAAAUUUUACAUGUUAAAUGUUGUUGUCAAUCUGAGAAAUCCUCCAAAGAGACUUGGAAUUUGGCAGUUACAAUAGACACCGAGCUAAAUACAAGACAAAGUGCUGUGUUAAUGUCAUAAAAGAUGGCUUUUCUGUUUAUGUACCUUUUAUAUAUAUUUAAUGUUUGAAUGUGUUCUGUAUCAGCGAGAAAGAGAGAUUAUGUUUUGAGUGAUUUAUAAAGAAAUCAAAUAUCAAAAA